AUGCGCGUAGCCCCUGUUGCAGGCUCCGUUCCGGUGGAGAUUUCAACUGUUAUCAGGCUUCCUCCUCCGCCGUCUGUCGACGUGACGUACCCGGGCACGACCGACUACUUCUGGGGCACGAUCGAGCAGAACACGACGGCGGUGCCGGCCGGAGGCUCCUUCAGCACUGGCGGCGGACCGUUCGGGUUUCUCACCUCUGUCAUCCUGCCGGGCGACUCCUGUAUGGCGCACAAGGGCUUUGCCAAGCCUGGAGAUACGUGCGUCUCCGACCCGGCCACCUGUGAGGAAGGCCUGUCCUUCAGUCUGUGGGAGAAGACCAUCUACGUUGAAGAUGUGUUCGCCGACCGGGAGAGUCUGCAGCUCCGUUACCUUCUCAGCACAGGCGGCGACAUCAAGGGCUCUCCUGGUAUAGCAGUUUACCUUCAGGGCAUGUACUUGGGGGCGCUUGUGUCGACUGGGAGCAAAUACUGGCUCGUAGAGACUGUCGGCCUGCUGCCAAACAACACGUGGAAUAAUAUUGGAAUCCGAUGGAGGCCGCCCUCCACGGACGGCGGGGAGGUGGGCUGUCACAAGGCCUCGGGUGACGCCGACUACCGGCACUUCUGUCCCUGCGAGUUUGACGAGAUCGCCAUGUGGAAGAGGGCGCUUCUCGCCAACGAGUCCAUGUUCUUCCUGGGUGGCUUCGAGGCCAACUUUUCGAAGGUGUCGGCCGCCGAGUUUGCCGACAUGCUGGUCGACGUCGACCUCACUGACCCCGACCAGCAGUCGGUGGCCGUGACGCUCGUUAAAAAGAUGGCGGACGCGCCGGAAGAGGAGACGAAGGACGAGCUUGGGCUUGGGAGCCCGUCGACCGCCGAAAGCGAGCAGGAGACUGAGGAAGAAGAGGAAGAGGAGGAGCCGGAGGGAACGACCUCGCCUGCGCAGUCAGCUUCAGGUGGGGCUCCGGCGGCCAGCAAGUCCGAGAUCCAGCAGAUGCAGGUGCUGGCCGGUAUGGUGUUUACAAUGACGGAGUCCGAGAAUAUCAAGCCGAACCAGACGAAGGAGGAGUUGGACUCAUUCCUGAAUCUUCUCAGUCUGGCAUCGAAGCUUCUGGAAGAGGAGAACGCCGCUAAAUGGAACGGGAUAGAAAUGAAGAACGACAGGAAGAAACCCGAUCCCAAAAACCCUAAAAAGAAGAUCGUGAGAGACAGAGAGGCGGUCGACAUGGUCAACCGGCUGGAGGAGUGGGCCAUGGAAUCGGUGGCAAACGUCGUGUCCGACAACAGCAGCGACACGGAUCUGCUAGUGCACAAGCGAACCGACAACGUGGACCUGUACGUGCAGCAGAACAGCUUGGACGCCUUCCGGCGUCGCCAGGUGGCGCUCUUUCCCAGUGACCAGGUCCGGCGGCUGGACAGCAUUGAAGUGCCGACUGUGGUAUUCCGAAAGCCAGGCUGUGACGAGGCCACCAUCAGCACCGUAUUCACCAAGUACGACAGCUACGGCGCCGUGUCACCCAAGCGCUUCAUGCGGCGGCAGUUCAAGACGCGGCAGGCCCAGUACCUGGACAUCGAUAGCGCGGUGCUGUCGCUGCGCGUGAAGACGCUGCGGGGUCAGGCGGAGGUGGACGAGUGCCUGCCGACGAUCGAUGACUUCCGUAGCUCGCCGGUCCGCGCCACGCUCGGCCACAAGCAGCCUAAGCAGACCCUGCGGCAGCCGCUCUUCCACGAGGACGAGAUCGUCAGUGACGUGCUCCGACGCCACUGCGUCUGGUGGAACGAGGGCAGCAUGCGGGGGCUUGGCGCCUGGGACCCCACCGGAUGUGUCGUCCUCGAGAGUGAUGACUUCUUCACCAAGUGCGCGUGCAAAGCGCUCGGCCAGUACGCCGUGGUCGCCGAGAAGGUUGAACCGAAAAUUGUCGACAUCGACAACACAUGGCUGAUCCUCAUCAAGACUGUCUUCCACACGAUAUCGAUAGCCCUGCUCCUGGUGUAUGCAGUCCUGGUGUUCAAAUCCGACCAGCUGUGGGAGAUGUUCCACCAGAUGCGGAUGACGACGGCGCUGCUCCUGCUGGCCGGUGCCUUCUUCAUGUGCAUGUCGGACCUGGACUCCGUGCGCGCCGACCGCCACCACUGCACCACCAUCGCCGCCUUCCUGCAGUUGUGCUACCUGGCCGUCGGGGUGAUGGUCGCGUGCGAGGGCUACGCCUGCUUCCGCGCGCUGACGGUCGGCGUGGUGGGCGGCAAGCUGCGCUCCUACCUCUGCAUAUCCUUCGGUGUGUCGCUGAUCUCACUGGGCUACGCGCUGGCCACCGAGUCCCACCGCUACGGCGACGACCCGCAGUGCAUGAUGGGCUGGGAGACGGACGUCAAGCUCAUCUUCUUCUCGCCCAUGAUGCUGUGCUUGGUGUUCAUCGCGCUGUCGGUGGUGCUCAUCAUGUGCAACAUGGGUACGCCGCAGCUGCGCAAGGAGAACAUCAUCGUCGACCAGGAGUCGGUGUGCAUUGGCUACAACUUCUUCUCCUUCUACUUCAUGGCGACUUGGGUGGCCGGUCUGCUGGCCUACGUCAGGCUGGAUGCUGAAGGUCUGCCCAGCUUCUACCCCCUGUUCCAGUUCAUGAACGCGGCCUGCGGCAUGGUCUUCUUCAUCUGCCAGGGCAUGCUGUCGCGUCGCUUCCGCAUGAUCAUCACGUGCCGCGGCCACGAGCGACGCCGCAUGCUCGUCGCCUACACCGUGCACGAGGACGAGUCGGACGUCACCGAGUCGCGCGAGACAUCCGACGACGAGUCGGACUCACAGGACGACGGCGAGUCGGACGUCUCGGACUGCGGCCCCGAGUCGGGCCGGGCCGGGUCGCCCGCCGCGCCCGACUCGCAGCCGAAGCCAGAGGCGCUGUCACAACUGAGAGAUGAGCAGCAGCCGGAGCCGGAUGCGCACCCGGAACCGGAGCCAGAGCCGGAACAGGAGGCGCAGCCCUUCGCUACCAGCGGCCAGUAG
Molecule: messenger RNA, 2976 nt
Organism: Pollicipes pollicipes
Lineage: Eukaryota; Metazoa; Arthropoda; Thecostraca; Pollicipedomorpha; Pollicipedidae
Exons: 18
Coding region: 1-2976 (991 amino acids)
Biological process (GO): G protein-coupled receptor signaling pathway
Cellular component (GO): plasma membrane
Molecular function (GO): G protein-coupled receptor activity
Source: RefSeq, a predicted model, not a curated record